This is a messenger RNA of Dermochelys coriacea (leatherback sea turtle), 3766 nucleotides long. RefSeq names its product APC membrane recruitment protein 2 (gene AMER2). The transcript has 2 exons. Gene Ontology annotation, cellular component: plasma membrane. Gene Ontology annotation, molecular function: beta-catenin binding; phosphatidylinositol-4,5-bisphosphate binding. The record is from RefSeq and is a predicted model, not a curated record. The coding region runs from base 198 to 1913 and encodes 571 amino acids. NCBI's taxonomy places the organism in Eukaryota, Metazoa, Chordata, Testudines, Dermochelyidae. Gene Ontology annotation, biological process: regulation of canonical Wnt signaling pathway.
GAUUUAGAAUGGAUGACAGUGGCCUGGCGCAGGCCCAUGACUGAGGAAAGCUGCUUAUCCCUCUCUGGGUUGCCAUGGAGAUGAGCAGGAGGCAGCAGUGGCAGAGAGGCUGUCAGUGAGGGAAAUCAGUAUCAGGCAUCUGUGGGGGUCUGCAGGAGGGGAAGGAGGCAGGAUCAGGGACACGGCAGGCAGCAGACAUGGACUUGCAUUGCGAUUGUGCCGAGACUCUGGCAGUCGAGCCACCGUCCGGGAAGAUUAAUAAAACUGCUUUCAAAUUAUUUAAGAGGAAGAAAUCUGGGGGCGCCAUGCCCAGCAUAUUUGGGGUGAAAAACAAAGACGGGGAUGGGAAAGGCUCGAGUAAAGCUGGGAUGGUGAGGAGCAAGACUCAUGAUGGCUUAGCUGAUGUUGUGCUGGAAAGCAACAAGACGGAGGAAUCGAGUGGCGGAGGUGGCGGUGGUGUUGAUCAACUGAACAGAGAUAUAAACACCAGGGCUGUAGCUGGCCUCAAUGUUUCAUCAAACAGCUCUGUGGCUAAGUCACACAGUUUUUUCUCUCUAUUGAAGAAGAAUGGGAAAUCAGAAAAUGGCAAGGGAGAGAAUGCAGAUCAGAGGGCGGGCAGCAGACAAAAGAAAGGAUUGAAAGGGAUCUUCAGCAGUAUGCGGUGGCAUAAAAAGGAUAAAAAUGGCAAGGAGGAAAAGGGGGAAACAUCAGAAAUUCAAUCCAACCUUAUUAUGUCAGGUUCUCUGACUGCCAGCUUGGAAUGCAUCAAAGAAGAGGCACCAAAACCUUUGUCUGAGCCUCAAUAUACCACAGAAGAAACUAACAUUGAAUUGUCUUGUGAUAAAAACAGCGGAGAUGUGCACGCCACAGCAGAGGAGCCUGAAGUUAGAGAUGCUGGGGAAAUGCAGAACAACAAAAGCACACAAGGAGAGAUUCCUGCUGCCGCUGGAAACCAACAUGAGGAGAACCGCCCUGAACUGCCAGAUCUGGGUGUGGAAGAGGUUGGGACUGCGAAGGAUACGGCCAUAACAGGCUGUGGAGAUAUUAUUGCAGACCAGGAGGAUGAAGUGGGCAGCAGCAGUGGCGGCUGUGAGAAGAGCACCCCAGGGGCCAGCAAGCCAGGCACUUCUAAAAAGAACCCAAACAUGGUGGCCUACCAGGGAGGAGGAGAGGAGAUGGCAAGCCCAGACCAAGUGGAUGACACCUAUCUUCAGGAGUUCUGGGAUAUGUUAUCACAAACAGAGGAACAAGUCCAAGAGACCCAGGAAGGAGAAGGAGGAGGGACAAAACCACCUGAGAUCAAAAAAGAGAACAAAUGUGUUGAGGGGGCACAGGAUGGUUCAAUGGUGAAACGCAUUGGUCUCAACCAGAUUCCGAUUCAUCUCAACCACAAAGAGGAUCAGAAGAACAGGGAAUAUGAGCAGCCAGAGGGCAUCCCAAACAGUGAUGAGGGCUACUGGGAUUCCACUACUCCUGGGCCUGAGGAAGAUAGCAGCAAUAGCGUCCAGAAAGAGAGCAUCCCCAGGGACAGCUACAGUGGUGAUGCCCUCUUUGAUCUUUAUGCUGAUACAGAAGAAAACAUCACAGGGGUGCCUUCUGAUGAAGAAGUCACUUGCGUAUCACGCUCCAAACCUGUGUCUCCAGUAACAACCACAUGCUCACUUAAAACACCUGCAGGUUCAGUCAAGGACUCCAAGAUACCUAUCAGCAUUAAACAUCUUACAUCGCUUCCUACCAGCCACGGAACAGAUGCCAGUAACAGCCAUCACAUUGCACAUCAUCAUCCAACCAAAAGUGAGAUUCCCAGAACAAAAAUCCCUGUUUCUAAAGUACUUGUACGCCGGGUCAGUAAUAGGGGUUUAGCUGGAAUGAUGGUUAAAGCCACCACAUUCCAGGACAAUGCCAAAAAGUAGUUGAACAAGAUCUGGAGACAAAGAUGGACAGUGAAUUAGAGGUGGGAAAGUCUUUAUAGGAAAACACUAAUAAAAAUGUUUGCAGCACCUAAAGAAAGGCACCUAAAAGGGCCCCAUAAGUGUAUUCUGGGGGCUAGCACUUCUGAAUCUCUUCUUGAUAUACAGUAUAUAUAAAUACAAAAAUAGUCAGAUUCUUUUCAAGCACUUUUUAAAAUUUGUAUCUUUUUUCUGAAGCACUAAACACUUAGGAGGUCACUUUUACAUGCCUUUGUGGAAGCUGGACUUUGAUUAUGAACGUAAAAUGAGCAUCUCCCCUAAUGCAAAUUAGUGCCAUGAGUUCUUCAAGGGGCCAGAAAUACAGAAAGAGAUGAACAACAGGAAUUCUCCAGUACAGUUAGCUUUUACUGGUUUUUGGUUUUUUGUUUUUGCUUAAAUUGAAAAAUGAUGUCUGCUCUACAAUUAUGUGGAAAAAUGCCAAGAAAAAACAAACAGCCCAACAGGUAAUUAUUUACCUGAUGUACAUACAGCAGUGCUGGUCAGCAGCAGACUCAACUUAUUUGUGUCCAGUAGCUAAUUAAUGAGUUAGGUGGAUUUCUAUAACUAGAACAGAUAUUUUUGUUUGUUUGUUUUAUUCUGGAUCUGUUACAAUAUAAAUGGAUAACAGAGACAUCUGGCAAAGUUCAGAUGUUUACUUCAAUAUUUGUCUGAUGCAUAAAAAUCAGGUUCAGGGAAUCAUUUUACUAAAAGCCAAUAUAUACACAACUUUCACAUUUAUACAAUAAAUUACUCUUCAUGUGUAGAUAGAUGCAUAUUUUAACAGUUUUACUCAAUGCUACAAUUUUUUUAUAUAAAAAUGUCUCUGUAUUAUCUAGAGUUUAAGCAAAAGUUAGUUUUUAUAGCUAGAUAAUUUUACAAUUCCAAAAUUAUGGAACUUCUUUUAAGUACCUUGAACUAGAGCAAAACUCUGUUUUGUAUGGACUCUUGCUUCCCCAGAAUAACAAGUUUAUUAUGCUGAUUUUAGUAUAGUGACACAUUCAUCGUGCCAGAGUCAAGGUUUUGACAGCAUUGCCAUUGCAAACCUCUAUUUUCAGGGGUUUAUACAAAUUUACGCUGCGCUCAAACCUGGCUGAGAAGAAACCUAGGCUAGAGACACAUUUUUAAAUUAUUAUUUUUUAAAAUAUAUAAAAUGAGUUUUGGUUGUUUAAAGAAAUUUUUGGAUUUUCAGUUUGUCUUAAUAACUUCCAAGUAAUUUUACUUUAGGAAAGAAAAGAGACAUGGUAAGGUUAGUGAUCCAGGAAAUAGCUAGACACCCUGCGUGCUAUGAAAAAACUGUUAAUGGCAGAGAUGUGUAUUUUGAAAAGUGGCUCCUGAACAUGGGCAUUGACAACAUUUCAAAGAAAUUUCAUAGGGAUUUUAUGAUGUGCCUAAAGACAUAUUUUCAUGAUAUUCUGAAACAGCUCCAAAGGUCAUUAAAGUCUACUGGGUAAAUACUAUGUAUUUACAAAUAUUUUAAAAUCUGUAUUUAAUCAACAGACUGCAAGUGAAAUGGAGGUGUUGUUUCAAUGAAUCUGGAAAUACACAUUUUAAAAAAUUAUAAAAAUAUUAUGAAGAGAAUCCUAAAUUUAUGUAAGUGAAUCUUAUAUGACAGUUUGGUUUAUCUUCUCCUUUUAAUAAAAAAGAAAAUGAGAUAUACAAAAUAUAAAUGUAAAGAAUAUUAAGGUUGUAACUUGAACUGUGAAAAGCUAGGAAAUACAGUAUUAAGAGCCGAGUUGUUCCUCCAUUUACAUGAGUGCAGCUCCCAUUGGUAUCACUGGGUGUUGCCCAGGUAGCUAAUAAGGGUAAAAUUGAGAUGU